Messenger RNA from Magnolia sinica, 3436 nucleotides. RefSeq names its product ATP-dependent DNA helicase Q-like SIM. The record is from RefSeq and is a predicted model, not a curated record. Gene Ontology annotation, cellular component: cytoplasm; chromosome; nucleus. Bases 192 to 2942 code for a protein of 916 amino acids. Gene Ontology annotation, molecular function: nucleic acid binding; 3'-5' DNA helicase activity; ATP binding. NCBI's taxonomy places the organism in Eukaryota, Viridiplantae, Streptophyta, Magnoliopsida, Magnoliales, Magnoliaceae. The transcript is spliced from 17 exons. Gene Ontology annotation, biological process: double-strand break repair via homologous recombination.
GUUUGCAAUUUCGCGGUAUAGCUGCCGUUGAAAACUCUCUCUCUCUCUCUCAGCGAUUUCGAUCUAGAAACGGUACCAAACGUCAGAUGCUUAUUACGAAGACUCAGUCAUUGCCCUUUUGUAUGCAGUUCUUGGCAGCUAUGAUCCUGUCUCGGCCAAUGUUGCUUGGGAUUAACUAAGUGACUUCGUCCAUGGAUGGAAAUGACAUAUCCUCCGAUCAUGUCAUUGCUGAACUGAUUGACAUGGGAUUUGAAUUCCCUAAAGCUAUAGAAGCCAUCAAAGCCGUCGGACCAUGCCUCCAUGAUGCGGUUGAGUUCAUUUUGAAGGGUGGUUCUUGCAAAAAUAAAACAGGUCAAAAUUUGAAUCAUGAGAGGUCAUCGACUUUAUAUAAUUGUUCUACCAGCCAAGCAAGCACUUUUGGUAAAAGGACUUCGUCUUCAUUUCCUCGGGACCGUCUGAAACAGUCUAGCAUCAGCGGACAUCUCCAUUCAGGUAAAGCGAAGAAAAGCAAGCCCGGUGGCGUUUCUGAUGUUUCCACUUCUAUCUUAGAGGGUUCUGACUCUAGGCACAUGGAAGAAAGUAAAUUCUCUCCUCAUAUGAAUUGUAAGCCGGAGCCUGCAACUGAAUCAUCUCAACCCAAAUCAAAUGUUCCCAUGCCUAUCGUUAAGUUGGAGCAGGAGAAUGGCAGUUCACAGUAUAGCUCAUGCAACCAAGCAAUCGGGACAGACUGGGAACAUAAAGUCAAUAUUCUUUUGCAGAAGCAUUUUGGAUUUUCACCCUUGAAGAGUUUCCAGAAGGAAGCCCUAGAGGCUUGGUUAGCAAACCGAGAUUCUCUUGUUCUUGCUGCAACAGGAUCUGGAAAAUCUCUCUGCUUUCAGAUUCCUGCAAUGUUAACUGGAAAGGUGGUUGUUGUAAUUUCACCCUUGAUAAGUUUGAUGCACGAUCAAUGUCUAAAACUAGCAAAACAUGGGGUGUCUGCUUGCUUCCUUGGAUCUGGACAAACUGACCGUAGCGUUGAGCAUAAAGCAAUGAGCGGCAUGUACGGGGUUGUCUAUGAUUGCCCUGAAACGGUAUUGAGACUCAUAGAACCACUCCAGAGGCUUGCAGAAAAUCGCGGAAUUGCACUUUUUGCCAUUGAUGAAGUCCAUUGUAUCUCCAAGUGGGGUCAUGAUUUCCGACCUGAUUACAGGCGUUUAUCUGUAUUGAGAGAGAAUUUCAAGGCCAGCAGUUUGAAAUCUUUAGAGUUUGAUAUACCACUGAUGGCAUUGACUGCUACUGCUACAAUCCAUGUUCGAGAAGACAUUCUCAAGUCAUUGUGCAUGUCAAAGGAAACAAAGAUUGUUUUCACUUCAUUCUUCCGACCAAAUCUUCGAUUUUCCGUGAAGCAUAGUAGGACGUCUCGUGCAGCAUCUUAUGACAAGGACUUUCGUGAAUUAAUAGAUACUUAUACCACAGAAAGAGUUAUAGGUUACAGGGAACCUGGUACCAUUUUACCUGAUUCGAAGGAUGACUCUGACAGCUCCAGCAGAUCUGCAAAUGAUAGCGCAUCUGAUGUGGAUGAAACAUCUCCAUACAAUUUUGAGAAUUUUUACGAUGAUCAUGAUGAUGGGAGUUGUGCUGAAGUAAGUUCAGCAAAUGAAAAUGUUGUAGCUGCUUCUAAGGAGAAUCAAUUGUCUGUUGAGUAUCUAGAAGAUGAGCUAGAUAUCUGUCAGGGAGUUGAUGAUUUGGAUGUUGCUUGUGGUGAAUUCGAUGGAAAUUCUCUUUCUGAAAACCGGGAUUUCUAUGUGUCAUCUGGGACACUCAAUGCGACAACCAAACCAGAAAGAGUGGAUGUACAAGAGCCUUUGGGACAAGGUCCAACUAUCAUUUAUGUGCCCACAAGAAAAGAAACAUUAAGAAUAGCACAGUAUCUGAGUAGUUUUGGUGUACAGGCUGCUGCUUAUCAUGCAAAGUUGCCAAAAACACAUCUGAGGCGGGUCCAUGAGGAGUUCCAUCAGAAUAUAUUGCAGGUUGUAGUUGCAACAAUCGCUUUUGGAAUGGGAAUUGACAAGUCAAAUGUUAGAAGAAUCAUCCAUUAUGGUUGGCCACAGAGUUUGGAAUCAUAUUACCAAGAAGCAGGUCGAGCUGGAAGAGAUGGGAAAUUGGCAGAAUGCAAUCUUUAUGCAGACUUGUCAAGAAUACCUACGCUUUUGCCGAGUCAAAGAAGUGAAGAACAGGCAAAACAAGCAUAUAAAAUGUUGUCUGAUUGUUUUAGAUAUGGCAUGGCUACAGCGUCUUGUCGAGCUAAGAUACUUGUAAACUACUUCGGGGAGGAUUUUAGUUAUGACAAGUGCCUCUUGUGUGAUAUCUGUGCUGGUGAGCCUCCUAAAUUGCAGAAUAUGAAAGUGGAGGCAGAUGCUUUCAUGCGGGUUCUUGCAGCUCAAUGUGGAUCAACCAGUUACAGAAGCUAUUGUUUUGAUGAUGGAAUAUAUGGUGAUGCUAAAAGAGGAAGAUUCAUAGAGAGACCAAACUUCAAGAUGCUGGUUAGUAGACUAAGGGAACAGUUUCCAAAAUUUGCUGCAAGCGAUCAACUAUGGUGGCAAGGGUUUGUGCGCAUUUUAGAAGAGAAGGGGUAUAUAAGAGAAGGGGAUGGCAUGGUUCGGGUUUGUAUAAAAUACCCAGAGCCAACAGACUUGGGAUUGAGGUUUUUAGACUCAAGAACAGACGAAGAUUUCUAUGCAUAUCCUGAAGCAGACAUGCUCCUCUCAAUGCAAAUCCAGAAACCGUAUUCCAGCUUUUCUGAAUGGGGACGAGGAUGGGCUGAUCCUGAGAUACGCCGCCAACGCCUGCAAGGGAGAAGAUAUGGAAGAAAGAAGCGGAAGAGACGCUCGAGCAGACGUACACAGGAUCUAAGAACGGUCCGAGGAAGGCUAGAAGCAAAGCUAUCGAAACCGAAGCACUAAACUAAAUGGAAUUCCAUAUGACUUCCCAAGUGCUAAUCUCGCCAUGCUAUCAUGGAAAGCUGAGGGGUUGAUCGAGCAUGGCCCGGCUAACGAUGGUGAAACAGAAGUGGAGUAUCGGAUCAUUGGUGAGCCCUGCUUUUUCUCCCUGUUGCUCCAUCACAAACAGUUGUCAAGUGGGCCAACUUUUGCACUCCCAAUUGCUUUUCAAGACCGGAGCUAUCAACCACUUGGCCAUCUCUCCGAGUGACAAUCUCUAUUUUAUUCCCCCGAGUAGAACAUGGCCAUAUGAGUUGAUACCAUAACUAUCUGUAAAAACAUCCCGGGUGCAAAUCAAUAUUUUGAUGUAUCUAUUUGUCUAUAUAGAUAGAUGCAUGAUCUAGCAUGCCCGUUUGUGAAGUAAAUUCAAAUUUUCCUUUGUCACGAAAGGUUGUCAAGGAAGAAAAUUGAGAAUUUCUUUUACCAAUUGUUCAUUAAUUAUUUGAAGGUUUAUGAGU